AUGCUCCGAUUGGGAACCAUGCUGCCGCUGGCAGCAGCUGCGGCACCGACUGUUGCGUCGGCCUUGGCGCCGGCUGUCGGCGCUGCGGCAUCGCGGGUGAUGGCACGGACAUUUCUGACUCGCGUCCACACAGGGACAGUCAAGACCAAGGAGGUAUUUGGCAAGUAUAAGGCUGUGCUUGAGCCUGGCCUCCACUUCUACAUUCCGUUUGUGACCGAGAUUUCGCCCGAGUUGUCGACCCGAGUUGAGCUCAUCGACGUCCAGUCGUGGAGCAAGACCAAGGACGGCGCGUUUGCCAGCGUUGACAUCCAGCACGCGGUGCGGAUGCGGGCCAACGAGGAGGACGUCUGUGCCUUUGUGUACAACAUCGACGACUUCAAGGAGAUUCUCACCGCGCGGACGAUGAACCUCAUCCGCUCGACAACCUCGCAGGUCACUCUCGACCAGCUGUUCGAGUCGGAGCACAUGCUGGUGGCCGAAGUCGAGGAGACGCUCCACCCGUGGGCGUCCAAGUACGGCGUGACCGUCGAAUCGACGUCGGUGGUGAGCAUCACGCCCGAGGCUGCCGUCCGCAAAGCUAUGAACGCUGUCCUCAUUGCCGACCGCGAGCGCGAGGCCACCCUCCACGCUGCCGAGGCUGAGCGGCUCGAGCUUGGAGAGGGCAUCGCUGCCAUGCGCCAGGCCAUCAUGGCCGGCUACAACCGCUCCGUCGCAGAGUUUGUUGCUGCCUCGGGCGUUGAUGCCACCGAGGCUGCCCGCAUUGCCACAACAGUUGACUACCUCGACACUCUGCGCCAGAUGGCCCGCGAAGGCGGCGUCAUCUUCAUGCCCUACGGCCCGUCGUCCGAUGCGCUCGGCGGCAGCCCGCCUACAUCCGCUGCACACGCGGCGGCCCCGCCCAUCGACCCAGCAACUCUCGAGCUCGCCAUUUCCAAGGGCGUCCUCACUGCCAACGCUGUCACCGACGCCAAGGCAAAGACGGCCGAGGCCAAGGCGGCUGCAACGUCGCAAACCUCAUAG
Molecule: messenger RNA, 1020 nt
Organism: Thecamonas trahens ATCC 50062
Lineage: Eukaryota; Apusomonadida; Apusomonadidae
Product: membrane protease subunit
Exons: 2
Coding region: 1-1020 (339 amino acids)
Source: RefSeq, a predicted model, not a curated record